Messenger RNA from Linnemannia hyalina, 1386 nucleotides. Lineage: Eukaryota; Fungi; Mortierellomycota; Mortierellomycetes; Mortierellales; Mortierellaceae. The record is from the annotation of a GenBank genome assembly.
AUGCUCAGGAUCAGUCUCGCCAAGCCCUCCAUGGUCACGCCAUGGUCAUCCCGGACACUCAUCACCACCACUCGAUCAGCAACACUGUCCUGCCCAUCGACAACACAGCGACUUGUUCCUCUUCUACGGUCGUGCCAAGCUCAAGCUCGGUUACCCAACCUACUCAAACAAACGCGGAACUACUCAACUCGCCCUAGCCCGACCGGAGGCAGCCAAUUCACCUUGGCAGACGGCUCUACAUCACUCUCUAUAACCCCGCGCUACAUCCUCUUCCGUGCACCGACGCCAUUCCAAGCCAUUGCGAAACCUAUCCUCUUCACUGCGGCUACAUCGUUCGGAGUAUUCGUGACCGCGGCUUACGUCUGGGAGCGACAGCAAGUGACCCUUAUCAAACGCAUCCAAGCAUGGCGAUCCAGUUCCAGGAGCGAAAGGCCUUCAGCACGGGAAUUUGUCCAAGCACAAUCUGAAAUAUUGCAGGAGCAGUGGGGCGAUAUCUUAGAACGCUAUCGAUGGAUUCAGCAGAUCGGGAUCCCAGUGGAGUUACAGAAGAUGCUGUUCAUGAUGCGGUCGCGGUGGAUGGAACUCACGCCAGGAGAGAGGACUGUCUGGAGUCUGAUUGCAGCCAACUCGGUUGUCUUUGGAGCCUGGCAGGUCCCACGAUUGGCACCUUUCAUGCAGAAGUGGUUUAUGCAUGACCCAUCCAGCGGCCGAUCAAUCACCUUGCUGACAUCCAUGUUCAGCCACCAACACUUUUGGCACUUUGGACUCAACAUGUUUGCGCUCCACUCCUUUGCCGUACCCUUGCACGAUCAAAUGGGCAGGGAGCAGUUCCUGGCGUUCUACCUCACAACCGGUGUCGCCGCGUCAUUGGCCUCGCAUCUCUUCACGGUGGCACGAGUUCCAUGGGCGAAGAUGAUCCCAUCACUUGGAGCCAGUGGAGCCCUGUUCGGAUGCAUCAGUUCAACGGCUUACAUGUACCCUGACGCCAGCGUCUACAUUAUCUUUUUGCCAUUCCUGCCCAUCAAAAUACCUGUGGCACUUGGAGCUAUGAUGGGUCUGGACUUGGUCGGAAUCCUGAAGAACUGGAAGAUGUUUGACCACUAUGCUCAUUUGGCAGGAUCAACGUUCGGAUUGGCGUACAUGUAUGCAGGGAAGGAUCUUGUUUGGACCCCUUUGCAGCAAAUGGCAAUCGAGCUCAACAAAGACACAAAGUUGUUUGGGAAGGGGGCUCCGACCGAGACGAAACCCGUUGCCCGUUCUCGAGGCUCGUCUGUGAUUGAAGUCACAUCAGACAACACCGCCGACAAGGAAGAACGUUCGGCCAAGAAUCUUGUGCAGGCGAGGAUCGACAGAGUAAAGGGAUGGUGGAACUCCAAGGGUAAUUGA